AUGGUGAUCCAGCACCUCAAGACGGUGAUAGCCUUCGCUGGCAACUCCACGACGAUCCUGGAGAGGUUGAAGCUCGUGGCGGAGUGGCUUGAGGAGAUGUUUGGGCGCUUGGCGGAGUGGAUCCUGAACAAUAUCAAGGCCUCAGGGUACGACAUCCCGCCCAAGUGCCUCAAGAUGGCGGUAGCCUUCGCCGACGACUCCACAAUAAUCCAGGAGAGGCCCGUUACCACGAUCGACAUCCGCCGCAACGACGUCGGAUGGAGCUUUGACCGAUUGCUGCGACUUUGGCUCCGGGACACCACCGACGCCGCGGGGAUCUGGGAGCCGUGCCUCGGCGAACAGUCCGACCGCCAGACCCUUGCCUUCUGCCUGGCCACCCUCCAGCGCCAAGGGGUCAGCGCGGUGGGCGCGCACGCCUGCUUUCAGCGACCGGGCGGCGAGGACAUCUACGAGGAGGCCAUGGCCGACCUCGAGGGCAUGGCGGGGAUGGGCUGCUGCUUGCCGCCGCGGUCCGCGGCUGACGUGGGCCUGCUCUCCAGCGCCCGGGUCCGACAGCUGCUGUGCAGCAUCGCGCUGCUUCGGCAGAUCGCCGCCCAUGGGGGGCGGCCGCGCCCCGCCCAAUCGGCCAAGAUGGCCCGCGAGGGCCCCUUGCGCGCCGAGCUGGCCCGGAGGCGAUUCGAGCGCUUCGGCCCGGGCCUGCGUGAAGAGGUGAAACCAGCUUGGGAGUGCCCCAACGAGCUGCGCGCGCGCGACGGCAACCAGCUGAACCCCGGCGCCUGCCUGCGCUGCCGCCGCUGCCGCUUGCAGCGGCCGGCGCGGCUGCUCCGCUCGCUGAUCCCGAUCUGGCGCCGGCAUCUGCAGCGCAGUUGGCGGCAGGUCGCGAUGGAGCCGCUGAGCGUCGUCAUCGGGGGCCCGGUGCCGAGCAACCUCGCCGAGAAGAUGUCCUUGCCGAUCCUCGCCCCAGCGAUGGCGGUGACCAUCAAAGCGCCCGUGCGCGACAUCCCGCUGAAGGACAUCAGGGUGGCGGCCCGCGUCGACGACUCCACUGCGAUCUGGGAGAUGUUCGAGAGCGUGGCGGAUCUCAAGAUGGCGGUGGUCUUCGCCGGCAACUCCACCACGACCCAGGAGACGUUCACGCGCGUGGCGAAGCGAAUUCCGAACAACAUCAAGGCGUCCGUGAGCGACAUCCCGCUGAAGGACCUCAAGACUGCGGCCAUUGCCGACGACUCCACGGCGACCCUGGAGAAGAUCGAGAGCGUGGCGGAGUGGAUCACGAACAACAUCAAUGCGUCCGCGUGCGACAUCCCGCUGAAGGACCUCGUCAUGGUGGUGGCCUUCGCCAGCAACUCCACGACGAUCCAGGAGAUGUUCGAGCUCGUGGCACGCCAGAUCUCGAACACCAGCAAGGCAUCCGAGUACGACAUCCCGCUGAAAGAUUUCAAGAUGGUGCUCGUGGCGGAGUGGAUCCUGGACAACAUCAAGGCGUCCGUGGGCGACAUCCCUCUGAAGGACCUCAAGAUGGCGGUGGCCUUCGCCAGCAAUUCCACGGGGAUCCAGAAGAUGUUCGAGAGCAUGGCGGAGUGGGCCCCGAACAGCAUCAAGGCGUCCUUCGCCGGCAACUCCACGGCGAUCCAGGAGAUGUUCAGGCUCGUGGCGGAGUGGAUCCCGAACAACAUCAAGGCCUCCCUGUACAACAUUCCGCUGGCGGACCUCAAGAUGGCGGCCUUCGCCGACGACUCCACGGCGACCCAGGAGAUGUUCGUGAGCGUGGCGGAGUGGAUCACGAACAACAUCAAGGCGUCCGUGUGCGACAUCCCGCUGAAGGACCUCGAAAUGGUGGUGGCCUUCGCCAGCAACUCCACGACGAUCCACGAGAUGUUCGAGCUCGUGGCGGACCAGAUCCCGAACCACAUCACGGCCUCCGAGUGCGACAUCCCGCUUAAGGACCUCGUCAUGGUGGUGGCCUUCGCCAGCAACUCCACGACGAUCCACGAGGGGUUGAAGCUCGUGGCGGACCAGAUCCCGGACAACGUCAAGGCGUCCGUGAGCGACAUCCCGCUGAAGGACUUCAAGAUGGCGGUGGCCUUCGCCAGCAACUCCACGGGGAUCCAGCAGAUUUUCGAGAGCAUGGCGGAGUGGAUCCCGAGCAGCAUCAAGGCGUCCGUCGCCGGCAACUCCACGGCGAUCCAGGAGAUGUUCAGGCUCGUGGCGGAGUGGAUCCCGAACAACAUCAAGGCUUCCCUGUACAACAUCCCGUUGAGGGACCUCAACAUGGCGGCCGUCGACGCCGACUCCACGGCGAUCCAGGAGAUGUUCGAGAGCGUGGCAGAGUGGAUCACGAACAACAUCAAGGCGUCCGGGUGCGACAUCCCGCUGAAGGACCUCGAGAUGGCGAUAACCGUCGCCAGCAAUUCCACGACGUUCCAGGAGAUGUUCAGGCCCCUGGCGGAGUGGAUCUCGAACAACAUCAAGGCCUCCCUGUACAACAUUCCGCUGACGGACCUCAAGAUGGCGGUGGUCUCCGCCAGCAACUCCACGACGAUCCAGGAUGGGUGGAAUCUCGUGGCGGAAUGGAUCCCGGACAACAUCAAGGCGUCCGUGGGCGACAUCCCGCUGAAGAACCUCAAGAUGGUGGUGGCCCUCGCCAGCAACUCCACGGGGAUCCUGGAGAGUUUCCAGAGCAUGGCGGAGUGGAUCCCGAACAGCAUCAAGGCGCCCUUCGCCGGCAACUCCACGGCGAUCCAGGAAAUGUUCAGGCUCGCCUCCGAGUACAACAUCCCGCUGAAGGGUCUCAAGAUGGCGGCCGAGAUGUUCGAGAGCGCGGAGGAGUGGAUCACCAACGACGUCAAGAUGCGUCAACUCCACGACGAUCCAGGAGAUGUUGCGGACCAGAUCCCGAACAACAUCCAGGCCUCCGAGUACGACAUCCCGCCGACGAAUAUCAAGAUGGUGCUCGUGGCGGAGUGGAUCCUGGACAACAUCAAGGCGUCCGUGGGCGACAUCCCUCUGAAGGACCUCAAGAUGGCGGUGGCCUUCGCCAGCAAUUCCACGGGGAUCCAGAAGAUGUUCGAGAGCAUGGCGGAGUGGGCCCCGAACAGCAUCAAGGCGUCCUUCGCCGGCAACUCCACGGCGAUCCAGGAGAUGUUCAGGCUCGUGGCGGAGUGGAUCCCGAACAACAUCAAGGCCUCCCUGUACAACAUUCCGCUGGCGGACCUCAAGAUGGCGGCCUUCGCCGACGACUCCACGGCGACCCAGGAGAUGUUCGUGAGCGUGGCGGAGUGGAUCACGAACAACAUCAAGGCGUCCGUGUGCGACAUCCCGCUGAAGGACCUCGAAAUGGUGGUGGCCUUCGCCAGCAACUCCACGACGAUCCACGAGAUGUUCGAGCUCGUGGCGGACCAGAUCCCGAACCACAUCACGGCCUCCGAGUGCGACAUCCCGCUUAAGGACCUCGUCAUGGUGGUGGCCUUCGCCAGCAACUCCACGACGAUCCACGAGGGGUUGAAGCUCGUGGCGGACCAGAUCCCGGACAACGUCAAGGCGUCCGUGAGCGACAUCCCGCUGAAGGACUUCAAGAUGGCGGUGGCCUUCGCCAGCAACUCCACGGGGAUCCAGCAGAUUUUCGAGAGCAUGGCGGAGUGGAUCCCGAGCAGCAUCAAGGCGUCCGUCGCCGGCAACUCCACGGCGAUCCAGGAGAUGUUCAGGCUCGUGGCGGAGUGGAUCCCGAACAACAUCAAGGCUUCCCUGUACAACAUCCCGUUGAGGGGCCUCAACAUGGCGGCCGUCGACGCCGACUCCACGGCGAUCCAGGAGAUGUUCGAGAGCGUGGCAGAGUGGAUCACGAACAACAUCAAGGCGUCCGGGUGCGACAUCCCGCUGAAGGACCUCGAGAUGGCGAUAACCGUCGCCAGCAAUUCCACGACGUUCCAGGAGAUGUCCAGGCCCCUGGCGGAGUGGAUCUCGAACAACAUCAAGGCCUCCCUGUACAACAUUCCGCUGACGGACCUCAAGAUGGCGGUGGUCUCCGCCAGCAACUCCACGACGAUCCAGGAUGGGUGGAAUCUCGUGGCGGAAUGGAUCCCGGACAACAUCAAGGCGUCCGUGGGCGACAUCCCGCUGAAGAACCUCAAGAUGGUGGUGGCCCUCGCCAGCAACUCCACGGGGAUCCUGGAGAGUUUCCAGAGCAUGGCGGAGUGGAUCCCGAACAGCAUCAAGGCGCCCUUCGCCGGCAACUCCACGGCGAUCCAGGAAAUGUUCAGGCUCGUGGCGGAGUGA
Messenger RNA from Prorocentrum cordatum, 4275 nucleotides. The record is from the annotation of a GenBank genome assembly. NCBI's taxonomy places the organism in Eukaryota, Dinophyceae, Prorocentrales, Prorocentraceae.